AUGCUAGCCGCUCUCCAUAGACACGAUGGGUUAGUGCGUUUGAUACUUACUUGUUCUCAUACUGUAAUUGAACUUGAAGGAUCUCUGUACAAUUCUGAGCGAGAACUUGUAGAACGUGUAACUGCAUUAUGGUGUGCUCUUGACCGUAGUCACUUUACAGUGGCAUGUACUCUGAUUGAUUUGGGUAGAGCUGAUGUCAAUCAUGGUCCAUAUUGUCCAUUUUUAAUUGAUGCUUGUAGGAAAGGACGACUCGACAUUGUUCAUUUCUUAAUCGAGAACGGUUAUGCUGAUGUUAAUCAAACCGCAACAAACGAUGCGAACAAAGCGAGUAGUCUUAUUCUUUCUGCCCAAUAUGACCACACAAAUAUUGCCGCUUAUCUCCUAGAUAAAGAUGCUGGUAUUGAAUAUAGGACAUACGUUGAGCAAGAUACCGCACUGACCGUAGCUGCUAGAGAAGGCCAUUUGGCAAUAAUAAAACUAUUGUGCUCGGCAGGUGCAUCUAUCACUGUCAAAAAUCAUAAUAGAAAGACACCGAUGAUGUUGGUAGCCGCGAGAGAAGCAUUUGAAGCGAUCGACUUCUUACUGGAAUACAUGCACGAUGAGACAACUUUUGAUGAUCUUGAACUUAUUGCUUCCUCAUAUCUAGCUCACAACAAUACUAUCACACUUGAUGAUCGCCAGCGAAUGGUACGUCUCUUGAGAAAAUCACUCGAACAACGUCUUCUGUUUCAUGUACCGAAAACUGUGGCUCAGUCGGUUGCUGUCUAUGAUUUUCAAAUAGAAUGUCAGGCAAUUGCUGAACGUGACCAUAUUCAACAUAAUAAUGAUCGUUUAUGUCUCGAAGCACUACUUAUUUGUGAACGGAUCCUCCUCUUCCGAAAGGAAGAGCUAUUAUUCGAACCAUUAUUUAAGCGAAGAGUCAUGAUGCUUGUUCAAAACAAUCAGUUCGACCGUUGCUUUCAUCUGAAUCUGAAUCUUUUUCAUUUGUAUAAACAAAUGAAGCUGCCGACUUCUCUCCAUCGUUUCCUAUGGGUGUUCUGUAGGAUGAUCGCUGCUCAAGUACCAAUUCUUGCCGUCCAAUUCUCGCAGAUAUAUCAUCUUACUGUCAAACCUUCACAGAAGAAACUAGUUCAUAGCUCCAUCAAAACUGCCUUAUAUAUGGUAGCAAUUGCAGCGAAGGUAUGA
Messenger RNA from Rotaria socialis, 1185 nucleotides. The record is from the annotation of a GenBank genome assembly. NCBI's taxonomy places the organism in Eukaryota, Metazoa, Rotifera, Eurotatoria, Philodinida, Philodinidae.